ACGAAAAAGGCUUGCGACAAUGUGAGACGACACCGAAUGUGCAGCUUUCAUGAAUCUGAUUUCAAGCAGCGCUGUGAAACCGGACCACUGCCCGCACAGCUCGGUUAACGGAGGAAAAAACGGACACGAGCCUGCCUUCUAAAACAAUGAAGACAAACAUAUUUCCUAGGCCCUCCGGCUGUCCUCUCUGCUGUGUCCUGGCUUCUGACUGCUGAUUGGAGCUGGCCUGGUGUGCUUAUAGGUGUGUGAGAGAUUGUAAGGAGAUGAAGUCCAGUAUGCGUCAGUGGCGGAGGCUGCUGUUGUUGGGCAUGUUGGCAUGGGCCCUCCUCUUCCUGGCUCUGCUCUCUUACUUCCUAGAUACCCCUGUGCACAACGAGCCCCUGACCUCCGCCAGCUCCUCGCUCUCCCAGCACCCCGACACACGGCGCCUGGCCUCCAUCCAAGGCGCCUCCCACCAGCAGCACCGCUCCAUCAUGGGCUCCCAGCCCGAACCCACCUACAACACCUUUACCACAGAAUAUCCCAACCAAGACCCUAACCAUUACCCAGACUCUGAGCCUAGCUCCUCCUCCACCACCCCUGAGCCUGGCCUGGAGCUGAGCUACGGGACCAGCCAAGAGACGGAGGGGGGCAGCCGCCAGCAGCAGGACUACCUGGACGCCCAGACCCUGGCUGCCUGGUCCUCCUCUAGCACGGAGAACGUGGGUUCCCACUCCGACCAGACAGUAACUCGAAACAGUGAGAGACCUGCCUGGACCGCCGGCCGGGGGCCCAACCGAACCACACGCCGGUCCUCACGUGAGGAUGAAGAGGAUGAGGAGGGGGUAGAGACGAACAAAAGCCACAAGAGGUGGAUCAUGGUGGGGGAUCAUGGGGAGAGGCGAGGAAAAGAAGAGGAUGGUUUAGAGGAGGACUACUCCUCCAAGUCUGCCUCACUGGUGCAGCGACUUUGGCGGGGAAAAGUGUCCUCUGGGAUGCUGUCCCCGCGACUGCAGCAUGCCAAGCGGGACUACCUGAGUGCCAACAAGCACCAUGUAUCCUAUAAAGGAGGACGGCGAGCUGCUCAGAGCUCCAGGGAACUACUGUGUGAGCUGAAGGACCAGGCCCGGCUGAGGACGCUGGACGGGUCUGAGCAGCCUUUCUCUUCACUGGGCUGGGCCCGCUUGGUACCGCGCCUGGCCCUGGAGCAGCUCUACAGACAAGGGGGCCAGAGAGGCUUUAGGAGCUGUGCUGUGGUGACCUCUGCUGGGGCUAUUUUGCACUCAGGCCUGGGGAAGGAGAUCGAUUCCCAUGAUGCAGUUCUGCGGUUCAACACAGCACCUACAGAGGGCUAUGAGAGGGACGUGGGGAACAAGACCACCAUCCGCAUCAUUAACUCGCAGAUCCUGGCCAAUCCUGAUCACCGCUUCAACACCAGCUCCCUGUAUAAGAACGUGACUCUGGUGGCCUGGGACCCUGCUCCGUAUGCUGUCAACCUACACAAGUGGUAUGCCAGUCCAGACUAUAACCUGUUCAGUCCGUACGUGGAGCACCGGAGGCUCCACCCCACCCAGCCCUUCUACAUCCUACACCCGAAAUAUGUGUGGCAUCUCUGGGACGUGAUCCAGGGCAACACCCAGGAGACCAUCCAGCCCAACCCACCCUCCUCUGGGUUUAUAGGCAUCCUCCUGAUGAUGGCGUUGUGCGAAGAGGUCCAUGUGUACGAGUACAUCCCCUCGCUGCGGCAGACAGACCUGUGCCACUACCACGAGCGCUACUACGACGCUGCAUGCACCCUGGGGGCGUACCACCCGCUGCUCUAUGAGAAGAGUCUGGUGCAGCGCAUCAACACAGGCCCUGUGAGAGACCUGAAGAGGAAGGGCCGUGUCACCCUCCCCGGCUUCAACACCGUCAACUGUGAACUCUGAACUAGGAAGCCACACAUGGAACCACCAUGACUCCACGCGUCUAAGGGAAAACGGUUCAAUAAGAACCCUCUGGACUCUGACCUUAGGGGGAAUCCUGAGGCAACCAUGUAGAACCAUGUAGAACAGUGGAGGACCUAAGCCAUAGCCCCUCUGUGUGGGAUGGGAUCAAAUUGAAGGCUGCAGCUCUAGUCUAACUACAUAAAUCAGGAUUUAUCAACAGAACCCACAUCGGUCAAAACCUUGCCUUCCUCAGAGGCAGGGUUGGGUAGGUUACUUUCUCAAUGUAAUCAACUACAGUUACUAGUUACCUGUCCAAAAUUGUAAUCGGUAAUGUAAUUUUUGGAUUAACCAAACUCCGUAACGUAAUCUGAUGACGCUCAGUUACUUUUGGAUUACGUAGAAAAAGACAAAAAGAUCAUCAAAUGCAUUUGGUGUGUCAUCAUAGUGGUCUUUGAUUGGUGGUCAUCAUUUGGUGUGUCAUCAUAGUGGUCUCUGACUUGUGGUCAGACUCGCUCAGGUGGAACAAACUUAACCUUGCCCCUUUUUUUCAAUGCUUAAUUGAAUGUCACUGAGAAAACAGAAAGGUGUCAUAAUGUAUUUUUUCGCAAACAUCCUUUCUAAAUUAAAAAGUAAUCCAAAAAGUAAUGAGCUAGUUUUUCAAAAGUAUCUGUAAUCUGAUGAUAGUAUUUUUGCUGGUAACGUAACUGAUUACAGUUACCAGUUGUUGUAAUCAGAUUACAUUCAAUCAGCUACUUUUCAACCCUCAGAGGGUUAACAAGCCCAAGACAUGCCCAAUAUGACCACCUCUAUCUCUGCCAUUGCUGAGCCGGAAGAGAGCAGAGCUGUCUAGGGUAGCAAUAGAAAAGUGUUUUUAGAUAGAGAAACGGUUUUGAUAUAUUUGGAUGUUUUUUGCUGUUGUGAAGCGUUGUUUCUCCAGAGCUCUGGUUGCUCUUCUUUCUUAAAAGGACAGUCCACAGUUUUUUUAAUGGUGGGUUAUGGCUCUCAUGGGGUGGUAAAUUAAUGUUUAAGAAAAUGAGCAGUGGUCCGCACUGAAUGUCUCACACACGUCCAUAUCGAACACACACUUUUGAAAAGGUACAAACUCUGCGUCCAUCAGCCACACUCCCGACAACAUGUGACACACCUGAAGUUGUAUUGGAAAUGUACCUUAAAACAAUACAUACACAACACACACCUGUACACUGUACAUACAGGCACACUGGAACUACACCAAACCCUCUUCGCCUUCUAAGUAUUAUCUAACCAAGAUGGAGGUACAUUGUUUUUGAUCUACAACUGUCACAUGUUGCUGUAUUUGACAUUCCUUAAAUGUUAUUUUCUAUUCUUAUUUGUUGUUGUCAAUGAUUUUGAGUGUUUGCUGCUACUGCGCUUUAUGUUACUCUCCUGUCCAAUCCCCAAGCUUGACUGCACCGGACCUGUUGCCAAUAAAAAGAUUGUCAUACUCCCCACUUAGCACUUUAAGACUGGCUAAUGACAGGCUGCCACUUCAAGGCUGCCACUUCAAAGGCAUGUCUGGUGGGUAGUUGGGUACCAAACCCUGGAAAAAACAUUGGUUGCCCAUUCUUAAGUUUAAUCCAGUACACCAAAUGAUGAGAGGCUAGUGGAAAGGAGCUUGGUGGUAAGAGAAAGGACUCACAAAACCUUCUCAGAAUAGCUAUAACCCUGUGCCUAGUGGCCAAAAGAACACUGGGUUGCCUUUCAAAACACCCUCAGACUGAUUAUUCACAUAUGCCAUCCAUUUAACUGCAGUGUCAUUGUUGAACUUUUUGUUGCUUAUUUCAUUGUUUAAUAGCUGAGAUUUAAAGAAGCCUGCUAAUCCGCCCAUAACUCAAACCGCCCUGUGUUCUGUUAGUGGCGAGUAGGAGAGAUCUCUAGUCAAAUUCCCAUACUGUCCAGUGUCCACCCCAUGCCAAAAGGCAAUCUGACGUCUCUUUAAAAGCAGCUGUAGCUACUGCGCUGAUUGACCUGUCACUUUGAAUGUAAUCAAACCUCUCCUUAGGGCAUUUCUCUCUACGAGCACGACCCAGACUGUGUGCCAUUUGAUGGAGUCAAGAGAAUGAGGGUUUCAGUCUGCAGGGUUUAGUAGCUCGACUGCCUCCCAGGCAUACAGCAGAGCGUAGUCUAGUUCUACCUUGAGACUAUCGUUCAUUAUGUCUUUACCGUUGUCAUUUUGACUCAAUACUCCAAUAUUGGUCUGAAAUGACUAUUUUGCCUGAGCUUGCAGCAGCCUGCCCUGGUGCGCUGCCGGAGGACAUUUCUUAUCGUGGCAGGGAUUUCAAGCAGUAAUAUCUCCAGACUCACUUUGUGUUUUAAUGGCUUUGUUAUUUACCCUGACUCUGUGCCAGACUUGCCUACAGUACAUUUCAGCUAGCUUGUGUGUGUGUGUGUGUGUGUGUGUGUGUGUGUGUGUGUGUGUGUGUGUGUGUGUGUGUGUGUGUGUGUGUGUGUGUGUGUGUGUGUGUGUGUGUGUGUGUGUGUGUGUGUGUGUGUGUGUGAAAGGAAAGGAAAGGAAAGGAGAUGGGGGAUUUCUCAGAGACCUAGUCUAAUAGUUUGUUCUGUAGGAUCAAUAUCUGGCCAUGCUGGAAUGGACAAUGGAGGCUUAGUUGUUUCCAAUCACAAAUCCGCUUACAACUACUAAGCCUCACCUUUAUCCCCAGCUGACCCAAUGAAAACAAACAGAUCAUGUACUUGUCCAUCUAUCCUAUUUGUCACUGUAGUUCUCUCCGUAGCGGCCAGCUAGUGACCAUUCCCUGGCCAGGGAAAACAUGGAAGGGGUUGAUAUUGGCAGUCAGUGACAGAAUGCAAAUAAGAGAUGUGUGUUAGCGUGUGUUAUUCUGUAUCGUGUUGCUAUGCCCUUGCUCCAGGAACCAUGCCUAACCAGGGUUGCAUAAAGGAGUUUAUUCAGUCCUACACAUGGCAAACAAACGCUGCUUGCGAUAAACCGAGGCAACUGUUGUUGUAUUCAGGUGAUAGAAGAGAGACCGAACAGGAAUACCAUUUAGAGUUAGCUGUUUUAAAUAUGUGAUGUGUCGGUAUGAGGGAACUCUGAUGGCUCUUUGCAAUUUUUUUAAUUUCUUGUAGUAUUGUAUGUUCUUAUUACAUUGAAUGUUGUACAUUUUUUAUAAAUUGUGUUCAUGCAGGGCUCCCUUGGAUAGAGUCCUUUGUAUAUUCAAUGGAACUCCCUGUAGAAAUAAAGGUUAAAUAAAAUAAAUAAAGCCUUUGCAGUAGUUCGGGGAGCUAACGCAAGUUCAGGUCUCAGGCAAGGUUACUCAGCACGCAUGCGUGGUUCCGAAUAACGGUUACACCGGCACUCCAGGUCAAGCAAAAUAUCACACCGGAUGGAAAGAAAACAUUGGCUUUGAGGAGCCAGACACACCGCUGUGUCGUAUGAUCGCCUAGGGCCAACCUCUCACUGAGAGAUCUGACUGAGGGAAACAAGGCAGUUGUCAAGCUGUCUGGAAGAGUCUCUUACACACACUAUAUCAGAAGUAUCAUCUCUGAUUCAUCUCCAUGCGUUGUUUAUUAUUGAUGUUUACAAAUCAUCAACUGUAACUAGGGUUACAAGGGGAGGGUGCAUUACUGGAAUCUCUGUAAAAUACCAGAAUUUGGUAUCUUAAAAAGAUUUUAUGUACUCUUUCACAAGAUAUCUAGUGGCCCAUUUGGGUACUUCAGAAAAUCAUGGGUGUCUGUAAUUAUCUCUGGCCCUCUGUGUGGCCUUAUCACAUGUAAAAUAUCUAAAAUAAUGAAAUAAGAUAUUUUUCAAAAUGAUGACAGCUGUAAAACAUUAUCUUAAUUAUAAACCAUCAACUUGGUGAAUACCACUGGUGUUUUAAUGAGGCUUUUAGCAUGAAGUUUCCUUUUUUAGUUUUUUACACGUAUUUGUUCAUGUUUUGGUGUCAAACUGGUGGCAGUUGUGUAAAAAGGCAAUAAAUGGAAGAGUUGCAGUUAAUUGAAGAUAAUUCCCUUGUUGCUUAGAUGCUUUUUUUCAUGAAUUGGGAUAUUUUCUCUUGAACCAUCUGGUCUAUCUACGAGAACCUCAUGGAUGAUAUGGACACAGAUAUAAUAAAUGAAUGCUAUAUAUGAA
This is a messenger RNA of Oncorhynchus masou masou (cherry salmon), 6012 nucleotides long. RefSeq names its product beta-galactoside alpha-2,6-sialyltransferase 2-like. Gene Ontology annotation, biological process: sialylation. Gene Ontology annotation, molecular function: beta-galactoside alpha-2,6-sialyltransferase activity. The record is from RefSeq and is a predicted model, not a curated record. Lineage: Eukaryota; Metazoa; Chordata; Actinopteri; Salmoniformes; Salmonidae. Gene Ontology annotation, cellular component: Golgi apparatus.